AUGGAGCUGCCGAGAGGUGUAAAGACUGUCUUUCUGGUAGUGUUGUGUUUAGGCGAUGGUACAGGUGGGUACAUCCCUACGGUGGUGGCAACGUGCGAGUCCAACACGAGGUGCAGCACGGAGCAGGCCGACUGCAUUGCAAAAGAAGACUCGGACUGCCACCCACCCGCCGACUUCACGUGCCACGGCGUCGGGUUCUUCCCUGACCCCUACGACUGCCAGAGGUUUCACGUCUGCACUGAAGUCAACGCAGAUUCUGAAUCUUUUUCGUGCUCUGGUGCUACGGCGUACAAUCCUCUGACAGCAGACUGCAGCCUGACGAAAUCCGACAGAGUGUGCACGGAAGGCCCCAUUGUGCCUUGCUCUCAGCCGGGGCAGAUUGGUAUUGUUCCAGAGAACCCCGCUAUCUACUACAUCUGCAUGAAGCAGGAAGACGAAAUCGUCCCGGAAAUGUACAGAUGUCCUGGCAACCAGAUUUUUGACACCGCCGUUGCUGCGUAA
This is a messenger RNA of Schistocerca cancellata (South American locust), 501 nucleotides long. RefSeq lists its product as uncharacterized. The record is from RefSeq and is a predicted model, not a curated record. The transcript has 3 exons. NCBI's taxonomy places the organism in Eukaryota, Metazoa, Arthropoda, Insecta, Orthoptera, Acrididae. Gene Ontology annotation, cellular component: extracellular region. Gene Ontology annotation, molecular function: chitin binding. The coding region runs from base 1 to 501 and encodes 166 amino acids.